Messenger RNA from Olea europaea var. sylvestris, 2243 nucleotides. Its product is annotated as protein PECTIC ARABINOGALACTAN SYNTHESIS-RELATED-like. The record is from RefSeq and is a predicted model, not a curated record. Lineage: Eukaryota; Viridiplantae; Streptophyta; Magnoliopsida; Lamiales; Oleaceae. The transcript is spliced from 12 exons. The coding region runs from base 1 to 1809 and encodes 602 amino acids.
AUGCAGAUUGCCGUAGAUAAGACAAGGUCAGUCACAUGGACUGUCAAAAUAAAUUGCUCCCUCUCUUUCUCACACACACAGUGCAGGGAGCGAGCAAAGCCAGCAGCCAAGCUGGCGUAUAGCCCGAAGCGAGCAACGGCGGAGCUCCGCCAUUCCAGCUCCAUCGGCAGUCGGGUGACGCCGUCCCCUACUGCCACCGUAACGGCCUCCUCCCCAUUGUCCCCCGACAAUAACCCAUCCGCCGCGGACGACGACGACGGCCGCGAUCGACACUCUCGAGAUCGCUCUCUACGGUCUUACCUCCAAUCUCUCCCCCCUCAUUCGACUUUCCCUAUCGACGAUCUACAUAGGCCCAACCCGUACAACUCCGAGAUCUCGCUUUUUGUACUUGUUGCAAUUGUACUUGCCGUCGUGAUUUCGAUCUCUUCUAUAUUCAAUAGAUUUAAUGCUCCAUAUUUGUGCAAAAAAGAUGGCAUAACUCUUGUCUGCCCUAAUGUAAAAGAGUCUUCAUCUCUAUGGGAGAACCCUUAUUCAGCUACUACAUCAUGGAAGCCUUGUUCUGCACGACACAAGAGCAUAAUUUCAGAUCUUCCAUCAGAGAAUGAAACAAAUGGCUAUAUUUUCAUACAUGCUGAGGGUGGUUUAAACCAGCAAAGAAUUGCCAUAUGUAAUGCUGUUGCUGUGGCCAAAAUUAUGAAUGCUACCCUCAUCUUGCCCGUGUUGAAGCAGGAUCAGAUUUGGAAGGACCAAACGAAAUUUCAAGACAUUUUUGAUGUAGAUCAUUUUAUUGACUACUUGAAAGAUGAUGUGCAAAUUGUUCGGGAUAUCCCAGAAUGGUUUACUGACAAAUCAGAGCUGUUCACUAGCAUAAGACGGACAGUCAAGAACAUUCCGAAAUAUGCUCCUGCUCAGUUCUACAUUGACAAUGUUUUGCCUCGAGUCAAGGAGAAGAAGAUAAUGUCAUUGAAACCUUUUGUUGAUCGACUGGGGUAUGAUAAUGUUCCUCCUGAAAUCAACAAGCUAAGGUGUAGGGUAAACUAUCAUGCUCUGAAAUUCCUUCCUGAGAUUGAGCAGAUGGCUGAUUCUCUUGUAUCAAGGAUGAGAAACCGAACUGGCAGUUCAAAUCCUUUCAUGGCUCUUCAUUUAAGGUUUGAGAAAGGUAUGGUGGGCCUAUCAUUUUGUGAUUUUGUCGGAACAAGGAUGGAGAAAGCUCUAAUGGCUUUAUACAGACAAAAAGAAUGGCCUCGGCGGUUCAAGGAUGGUUCCCAUCUUUGGGAUGUAGCUCUGCAGAAGCGGAAGGAAGGGCGUUGCCCGCUCGAGCCUGGUGAAGUGGCGGUGAUGCUUCGUGCUAUGGGCUAUCCUAAAGAAACUCCUAUAUAUGUUGCUUCUGGGCAGGUUUAUGGUGGACAGAACCGCAUGGCACCACUCCGGAACAUGUUCCCCAAUCUAGUCACAAAGGAGGAACUGUCAACCAAGUCAGAGUUGGAUGGAUUCAGGAAGCACGUAACGAGCUUGGCAGCUCUGGACUUCUUGGUCUGUUUGAAGUCUGAUGUCUUUGUGAUGACCCACGGAGGAAAUUUCGCUAAAUUGAUAAUCGGAUUUCGUAGGUACAUGGGUCAUCACCUUAAAUCAAUAAAACCCGACAAGGGUCUUAUGUCGAAAUCUUUAGGUGACCCGUACAUGGCCUGGGCCAACUUUGUGGAAGAUGUCAUCGUUACUCACCAGACACGAACUGGCUUACCUGAAGAAACUUUCCCCAACUAUGACAUUUGGGAGAACCCUUUGACCCCUUGCAUGUGUAGAGCUUGAUCGUGAUAGUUCUCAGUGUAGCUCAAACCACAGGAUAUUCGUUGAGAGCAUUUCCUUGAACAAACACAUCCAAGUGCAUCAAGAAAAUUUUCAAAUUUAAUUUUGCUUUCAACUCUUAGUGCAUGUUUGGUACGCAAUACUGAAGGAUAAAAUAAACAAGACUUUAACUACUUUGAUACUCUUGUGCCAAACAUGACAUUAAAGUUGAGUAAAACCAUACUGCACAAUUGAUGCUAACUUGGAAUUUAAGUGCCUUUAUAGAGAGAAGUCAAUGGAAUGUAAGUGUAUGUAACUGAGGGCUUUGAGGUUGGUAAGCCUGUUAGGAUCAAUAGAUGCGAUCUUCAACAAAAUGAUACACUAAUUUUGUAUGGGAAUACAAUUUUAUUUUUCUUUGUAUAAUUAUGAUUGCAUAAUAUAAAAUGCCAUGUUUGUUA